Molecule: messenger RNA, 975 nt
Organism: Rotaria sp. Silwood2
Lineage: Eukaryota; Metazoa; Rotifera; Eurotatoria; Philodinida; Philodinidae
Source: the annotation of a GenBank genome assembly
AUGACUAUAUACAAUAGUACUACAUCGACAUUUUAUCGUUAUUAUCAUCAUCGAAUUGAAUCGAUUAAUGAACCAACAGCUAUAAAUGAUUUAACAUCAAUAGAUUAUGAUCCAAUUGGUGCUGCUUAUUUUAUUAUUAUUGUUCUAUUAUGGUAUUCCAUAAGUGUUAUUUUUAUGUUAGGAAUGCGAAUUCGUACUCGUAGUGAAAUAAUUGAAGAUUGUGUACAACGUCGAGUAAAAUUAUUUAUUAAAACACUUCGAGAUCAAACACAAACUAAACAAAUUCUUGAAGAACUUGUUGAUAAACAAAAACGUGAUAAACUUUGGAAUAUUUAUUUCGGUAAAACAUAUAAUAAAAAACAUAAAUUAAAACAUGCUGAAAUUCUUCGAAUAAAAAAUAUUAAAAAACAAUUAACUAUUAUUAAUCAUCAUCAUAUGAUUAUGAAUGAUACAUUUAUAUCUCCAAUUGUAAAUUCUUGUAUCUAUCGUCGAUCAUCAAAUUCUCGAUCAAAGUUUAUUUCAAAACUUUCAUCAAAUGUAAAUCAAAAAUGUAUUCGACGUUGUUCAUCAUUUGAUCGACAAAUAAUUCAACAUUGGAAAUCAAUUAUUGAUCAAAAUAAAGCACAUGAACAACAAAUACCAUGGACUAUUAAAAAAGUACUUAUACAUCGUUAUUUUCGACGAUAUUAUCAAAAUUCAUCAAUAAAUACACCUACAAUGGAAUCAUUAUUAGCUCAUCAACCUAUACAAACUAUUGAUGAUAAACAAAACCAUUUAUUAUCAUCAUAUACAAAAAUUAAUAAUAAUUCACAUCAAAUAAUAAGAAAAACAAAUGAACCAUUAAAUCCAUAUAUAACGUAUUUUCAUUUACCAAUAAAUGAAAACUUUAAAACAAAUAUUCAAAAUUUGUCACUUGUUAAUGUGAAAUUGAAUCAUCAUAUUAUUCAAAUGAGUCAUGAUGAAUCUCAAUGGUAA